CAACAAUUUAUUUACCCAUUUUUGCGUUACAAAGUGAGCUCCAAUUGGAUUUUUAUAAUUCCAAUUCCCAAUACAAUUGGGAAAAAUCCAUACCGUUUGUCCGCAAUUGGGAAAAACCCCAUACCGUUUGACCGAAAUUUGGAAAAAUCGAAUUGGGCAUUUCAUUAUCAAAGGGAGAAAUUUCAUAUAAUUGUAAAUAUAUAUUUAAUUUACAUAUAUGGCUGAUUUUCAAGAACAGCUAAAACAAUAUCGCCUUCAGAAGCGAAGGAAAAAAACGCUUGAAAACUUAAAAGACAAAUUUCACAGAUUUUGGAUGUUCGGCACAGGGUCUAGUAAUGAAACUAAAAUCGACUUGCAACAGCCUUCAAGCAACAACCAAGAAUUGUUCCUUGAAAAGUCGCACGAUGACUCUCUGUCCUCCAGUGCGGAUGAAUUGGUGGAAGAAAGCAACAUUGUUCCCGAAACCCAUGACCAUACAGACGGAAACGUACUCAAGUACACUCUUUGGACUGUAUAUCUUCUUUUUUGGAUAACUCUCUAUGUAAUAGCCAUUGAACUGAAGUUUGGAUUGGUUUAUCUUAUGUUUUCUGCCCUGUUUGGUAUUUACUUUAAUACGAGAACGGGACCAAAAAAACAAAACGAGAUUAGCGCAUACAGUGUUUUUAACAAGAAUUUUGAGAGUAUAGAUGGUACACUGAAGGCAGAGCAAUUUGAACGUGAAAUUCGAUACGGCUCAGGAAGUGUAAAAUAAAUUAAAUCUUUUAUAUAGUGCCUAAGCUUUUUUAGAUCAAUAUUAAUAGAGUAUACAAAAUAUGACAAUUAAAAA
Molecule: messenger RNA, 826 nt
Organism: Drosophila obscura
Lineage: Eukaryota; Metazoa; Arthropoda; Insecta; Diptera; Drosophilidae
Gene: Saysd1
Product: SAYSvFN domain-containing protein 1
Exons: 2
Coding region: 218-751 (177 amino acids)
Source: RefSeq, a predicted model, not a curated record